Scomber scombrus (Atlantic mackerel) is the source of this 3827-nucleotide messenger RNA. RefSeq names its product Kruppel like factor 11a (gene klf11a). The transcript has 4 exons. Bases 106 to 1578 code for a protein of 490 amino acids. Gene Ontology annotation, biological process: regulation of transcription by RNA polymerase II. Gene Ontology annotation, molecular function: DNA-binding transcription factor activity, RNA polymerase II-specific; RNA polymerase II cis-regulatory region sequence-specific DNA binding. Lineage: Eukaryota; Metazoa; Chordata; Actinopteri; Scombriformes; Scombridae. The record is from RefSeq and is a predicted model, not a curated record.
CCAGUCUGCUGGCAGAGGCUCAGCGCUUAUUAUUGACUGCUCCGCUCUCCCACUACUGUCUCUGUCUUUAUUUUGAAUUAGUCGCACAUCUUUUAACUCUUCUUCAUGCUCAGCGUCACGGCGGAGCGCUCCUGUCAGGUCGACUGUGCGGACGGAUGGCCGGUGGCGAUCAUGGAGCACAAGCCGAGCAUCGAGUAUCACGACCUGGAGGCAGCGGAGGCGCUCGUCAGCAUGAGCUUCUGGGGCCAAAGGUCGCACAAGCCCCGCCCGCUGACCCCCACCUCCGACUCCUGUGACUCCAUCCAGCUCCACCCAGAGGGAGACACCCCCAAGGACCUCAUCGCCCUGUCGUCUCUGUGUAUGACUCCACCUCACAGUCCGAGCUUCGUUGAGGCCUCCACCACCGCUGUCCUCACCACCACAUGCGCUCUCAGCCCCGCCUCCAGACCGCUCCUACCCCACCCCGGUCUCACCAUCGGCCCCGCCCCGCUCCUCAGCGACUCCCACACCGGCUUCCCCCGACCCUCCUGCUCCGUCACCUCAGAGACCUCGGCGCUUCCACCUCUUCACACGGAGUCGUCCUCCGUGGCGCUGCCCGGCAGAGCGAUGGCCACCAGCGUCAUUCGCCACACGGCCGACAGCCUCGCCGUUCCCACCCCGCCUCCCCCCGCCGCCGCCGCCCCGCCAACAGAAACUUCCACGCUGCUGCUGCCGCCGCCACCACCCGAAACUCCAGAGAUACUUCAGGAGAGCGGGCCGCAGCAGGAUGGACCUCUUCCAUGUUUUCACAGCUUCGCCUCCUCUUUAUCUCCUCCUCAAUCCUCCACGCUGUCUUCCUCCUCUUCCUCUACGGUCUCCAGCUCUCCGGUCCUUUGCCAGGUGUUCCCGGUGAGCGGCCGGACGGGGAUGAUCUCCGCCUUCGUCCAGGCUCCGGUUCAGAUGCAGACUCAAGGGGGCCCCAAACCCAUCCUGCCCCAGGCUCCUUCCAGCUUCGCCCAGCCCCUCCUGGUGGGCUCCGCCAUGCCGCAGGGGACCGUGAUGUUCGUGGUCCCCCAGGGACCCUUGUCCCAGACGUCGCAGGGCCAGCAGACUGUCAUGACGCUGGGCAACACCAAGCUCCUCCCGCUGGCCCCGGCUCCGGUUUACAUGCCGUCCGGAGCGGGCGGCGGCGCCUCGCAGGCCGACUUCUCCCGCAGGCGAAACUACGUCUGCAACUUCCCCGGCUGCAAGAAGACGUACUUCAAGAGCUCGCACCUGAAGGCUCACCUGCGCACACACACAGGUGAGAAGCCGUUCAGCUGUCACUGGGAGGGCUGCGACAAGAAGUUCGCCCGCUCCGACGAGCUUUCCCGCCACCGCCGCACACACACCGGAGAGAAGAAGUUCGUCUGCAACGUGUGCGACCGGCGCUUCAUGCGCAGCGACCACCUGACGAAACACACCCGGCGACACAUGACCACCAAGAGGGCGUCGUCAUGGCCCGCCGAAACCUGCGACCUCAACAAAGUGGCCCUGCCGAAGGGCCCGAACAGAGGCCCCGUGCUUCCUGUCGGCGUGCUGGUUCCCGCAGCCAACUAACGGACUCAAUCAGGAGCCUACAGGGCCAACUCAGGACCCCGGGGUUUUUGGGGAGGGGGGAGGGGGGACGGCUGCUGGCCAGACACUUACAGGCUGAAGGAGACUGAUUGGAUCAGCUCCAGCAGCCACAUCAGGAGGCUUUUCUACAAAUCACACUCAGCUGCUGCACAAUUUCAGCUCCGACUACGUCUACACACCGACUCAGAAAAGGUUUACGGCUCUCAGAUUAACAAAUUAAUGGUUAAGAUUUUAAACAGUGAUUAAACAGGUUACUAUGGAAACCGACAACAGGGCUGAACAGGACGUUAGGUAGUUUCUUUAUAGCAGGAAGUGACUUUUUUCACCACACGUUCCACUUUAGCAACUUUCGAUGUUUCCAGUUCUCUUUUAUUCAUCCGUGAUCGUAUCGUAGUUACAUUUUCACUCAAGAUGGCCAAUAAGAAACGUAUUCUCUGUUUGGGGUCGUGGAACAUAUCAUGACAGGCAGUUUCUGUCUACGUCGUACAAAUCGUCUUAAUUAUCAAACGUGUAAUAUUUCUCUCUCGUAGAUUAUCAAUAACACGUAACAAGGCAUGUCCAAAAUAUCACGUCAAUACAGAACUCGUCUUUUAGUUUCUAAUUACGGGACAAUUCCGUAUUGUAAAGGACGAUUACGUAUUUUACGGGAUUCAUUUGUAUUUUACGAGAUUAAUUCGUAUUUUGCAGGAAUAUUUCAUAUUUUACGGGAUGAAUUCGUAUUUUGAGAGAGUAAUUCGUAUUUUACGAGAGUUCGUAUUUUACGAGAUUAAUUCGUAUUUUACGGGAUUAGUUCGUAUUUUACGAGAUUAAUUCGUAUUUUACGAGAUUAAUUCGUAUUUUACGGGAUUAGUUCGUAUUUUACGAGAUUGAUUCGUAUUUUACAGGAUUCAUUUGUAAUUUACGAGAUUAAUUCGUAUUUUACAGGAUUCAUUUGUAAUUUACGAGAUUAAUUCGUAUUUUACGGGACGGUUGCCAACCAUAUCUCAGACUCAGUUUGUCUGGCUAAGCUGGACUUUGACCAGAACGUAGAAGUUAGCGUGGUUAAAAUAUUAAAAAUGUAAACGUUAGCAAGUUGAGAUGUGGGAUAAGUUGGAAGAAAUCAAGAUCAACAAAUCUUGAGGUAAUUGUCUUAAAAAUGUUAUACGGUAAUACAUCCGACAAUUAUUAAGUUAUUUCAUUUCAUAUCAAAAAAUGUUACAAUAUACCGAACAACCUCUAUUAGCGUCUAUAGAAAUCUUAAAAAACUGUCCUUAAUCAAAACUAAACUAAUAAAUCUAGCUAACUAGCUUGCAGUUGUUAAUAAUAAUAAUACUAAUAAUAAUUAUUAAUUUAAUGAAAUGUGGAACAAUCACCAACGACCAAACCUUUGUAACAAAAUAUGAGCCACAGUUAUUCACAUUAUUAAGUUGUAAGUGUUUAAAUCUUAAUAACGUGAAUAACUGUUCGGUAUAACGCCCGCAGUUAUCUGAGUAAAGGUUGCGUAGACGUAGCCGGAGCCACCGAUCUAGGGAAGGAACAAGUUUCCCGCCCUGCUCAGGACAUUUUACUCUCAACUACAACCACCAACUCACCGGAGGAAGAAGAAAAAGAGGAAGAGGAGGAGGACAGGAAGGCGACAGGCUGCUAUUCACCCACGGACAGAAACCAACAAAAACCUGACAUUGCACUAGAUUUUUUUAAUCUUGCUUGUUUUUGUACUCUCUCUCCGUGUAUAAUCAUGUUUACUUCAUGUGUAUAUGUCACGUUUUAGCAAAUGUAUGCACUCUCUUUUUUUUACAUUUUCUUUUUUUAAUUUUUUGCCAAAGCCUCUGUAUCGUGCUUCUAUUAUUAGCCUACUUCAGUUCGUCUGUGACUGUAAAUAUUGUACAUAUAUUGAUAUCUAUAUGAAUGUUACGUGUAUUCCAAUCUGCAUUUAUUGACAGUACGAGUUAUUGAUAUUUUUAAAAUGUCAGUGGACAGUAUUCCUCACUGUGAUACUACCUACUAUCUUCUUUUUUUGCUUUACACAUUAUUAUUAUUAUUUAAUAAACAUUUGUUGAGGAAAAAAAAGUGCUGUUUUUUUUUUUCUUUCUUUCUUUUUGAUAGCUUGAUUUGGCCCAUAGUGUAGCCAGUAAGAAAAUACCUCAUGUUAUUAAAUGUUAUUCUUAAUAAUAACAGCUUAUAUCGAAAUAAUCCCAUUUCUGAACAUUUGCCUGUAAAGCGAUGGUGAAGAGUAUGGCUUUUAUAAUAAA